Messenger RNA from Eurypyga helias (sunbittern), 349 nucleotides. RefSeq names its product NADH dehydrogenase (ubiquinone) flavoprotein 2, 24kDa (gene NDUFV2). Gene Ontology annotation, molecular function: NADH dehydrogenase activity. The annotation marks the transcript as partial. NCBI's taxonomy places the organism in Eukaryota, Metazoa, Chordata, Aves, Eurypygiformes, Eurypygidae. The transcript has 3 exons. Gene Ontology annotation, biological process: mitochondrial electron transport, NADH to ubiquinone. The record is from RefSeq and is a predicted model, not a curated record.
CACAGAGAUAGUCCUGAAAAUAAUCCAGAUACUCCGUUUGAGUUCACACCUGAAAACCAAAAGCGAAUAGAAGCGAUCGUAAACAACUACCCAGGGGGACACAAGUCUGCAGCUGUCAUGGCAGUACUAGAUUUGGCCCAAAGACAGCAUGGAUGGUUGCCCAUAUCAGCUAUGAACAAGGUUGCUGAAAUUUUAGAAAUGCCUCCCAUGAGAGUGUAUGAAGUAGCAACCUUCUACACAAUGUAUAACCGCAAACCUGUCGGGAAAUACCACAUUCAGGUCUGCACCACCACACCUUGCAUGCUGCGAGACUCUGACAGUAUUUUAGAAGCCAUUAAGAAGAAACUUG